Molecule: messenger RNA, 2084 nt
Organism: Ceutorhynchus assimilis (cabbage seed weevil)
Lineage: Eukaryota; Metazoa; Arthropoda; Insecta; Coleoptera; Curculionidae
Source: the annotation of a GenBank genome assembly
CGCUUAAACUAUUCGUUAACGUUCGGUGACGCAGCAUGAUGAAAACGCUUUUUUGUUCUACUUUUUUUUCCAGUGAGCGAGUAGUGAUUUAAAUUUGACAGAUGACAGCGAUUCAAAAAAGAACAUCAACAAAAAACAAAAAGAAAUUAAAUUGAAGGAAUAAGUCUUUAUCUGCAGUUGGGCAAUAAACAAAAUAUGGCUAGCAUACUGAAGCACCUAAAAGUAUUAAAUGAAAAGCAACUUUAUCCAGACAUUAUACAAGUAUGUAAAUUGGCAUUGACAGCAAGCGACCAAAAACCAAACUAUUUCACAAUAGCCGGAAAAUUUCAAGUCAACCUCUACUACGCGGACUCUCUGUAUCAUAUGAAAGAAUACGCACAAGCCGAAAGCAUUUAUAGGCAGGCCCUACAAAUGAGAAAAACCAUCAAAUCCAAAAACUCCUCUACAAAACUAAUCACGGAAACCCUUGAAAUUGUAAGCGAAACUGAUAUAAAAUACCAAAUAUACUUGUGCUGUAAAGCUUUAUGGAAGCGAAAAGAAGCUGCUGAUAUUUUACAAAGCGUCAAUGCCAGACAGAGAACACCAAAAAUUAAUAUGGCUUUGGGGAAUAUGUUUAAGUUAAUUGGAAUGGACCGAUCUGCGAUUACUUGUUUUAAGGAAGUUUUGAGAGAGUGUCCUUUGGCGAUGGAAGCUAUGAAAUGUUUACUACAAUUAGGUGUUAGCGGUAUUGAAGUAAACUCCUUAGUUAAUGAAGUUUCUGCAGAAAUACCUUGGCUAAGUACAUGGAUUAAAGCAGAAGCUCAACUACACUCUAGAGAUUACGCAAAGGCUUUACAAACUUACAAAACUCUGGAUACUCACGGAUUACUCAAAGACGAUACAAGUUUAACAGUUAACAUGGCUUAUUGUUAUCAUUAUAUGGGCGAAGACCCUAAAGCUAUAUCCUUAUUACAAAAAGCCAUUAGAAUGGACCCUAGUUCUGAUUUAGGCCAUGAUUUUCUGUCAAGCCUCUUGACAUCUUCCAGCAACAAAGAACAUCAAACUAUUUUAGAAAGACUAAUUCCCGAUAUAAAUAAAUCGCUAUGGACUGUCAAACAUUGGGUGAUACUAGGAAAUUUAAUGCUACACCAAAAACAAUUCGACAAAGCUGUCUAUUUUGGCCAACAAGCUGCUCUACUCGAUACCGAAAACAAUCCUGAGGUAUUGUUGUUGCUAGCCAACGCUUUAUUUCAUUUGAAAAAGUAUCAAGAAGCUGCUUUACGUUGUACGUCCGCUUUGGAGAUGUAUCCAUAUCGGCACGAUUUUCAUAAAUGCCUGGUUGAGUGUUAUUUGAACACGAAUAGACUCAGAGAAGCCGAAGCGAUGGCGUUGAAUGCUUGCAAGGAACUUAAUUUCACUGCCCAAGCUUGUUGCCUCCAUGCAUCAUGCCUUCUAUCAGAUCCGAUGGGUUCCGUGAAAAACCACCGCCAAAUACGUCGCUUACUGGAACGUGCAAUCGUUCAAGACAAAAAUGGUCACACUAACGCCAUUUACAUGCUGGCCGAACUCCUAAUCAGAGAGCUACAGUACAAAGAAGUGUCUCAAAUGCUAAUGAAAACCUUAGAAACCCAGAAACCCACGUCGAGAAUCCACCAGCUUCUAGGCGAAUGCUUCAUCAAUUUACAAAAAGACGAAGAAGCUUUCACUCAUUAUACGAUAGCCUUGAGGCUUGAUCCGCAAAAUCAACGGGCAACAGAAGGGCUGAAUAGUAUUGGCACUAAACGAGAUCAUUAUUAUUCGUGUAACGAUUCGUCGUAUAAUUCCAGGAGGACCUUGGAUCAGGAACCUGAGCUUGAGGGUGAAAGCGAUUCGGAAUUGUGGCCGGGGCCUAGUGAUAUGGCCAAUUUUAGUGGAUAAAAAUAUGUAAAUUUAUUCUAAGAAUCAUGUUUUAAAUUAAAUAAUUUGUCGAUACUUAUAAGGCAAUUGUAAUUACCAUUAUACAUCUUUGAAUAAUUAAUAAAUAGCGUCCUACAUACAUAAAUGUUGCCUUGAUAUUGUUAAAUGAAUCAAGGUUUGUUUAUUAUUGUAAUAUAUAUUUACCUGAA